AUGCAACAGGCAGCGCCUACUGUGCUCAGCAACCAGGACUUCCUUGCGCGCGUCGAGGCAGCCAAAGCCGACAUCCGCCAAUUGACCCAAUACAUUUCCGAGAUUGCUUCUGCCCAUCAGCGCACUCUCAACAGCCCCGAUGCUUCUACCAACCAGGCCCUCGAGUCCAUUGUUACCCAGACCCAGGUACUCAACACUUCCAUCAAGGACCAGAUCAAGUUCCUCGAGACCGACGCUGCCAGAAGUGGACGUAACAACAACAUCAAGAACAGCCAGGUCGGCCAGCUGAAGACGAGCUUCAAGAAGCAGCUUGAGGAGUACCGCAACGAGGAGGCCAGCUACGAGCGCCGCUACCGUGAGCAAAUCGCCCGUCAAUACCGCAUCGUCAACCCCGAGGCUACCGAUGCCGAGGUCCAGGAGGCUUCCAACGCUGACUGGGGCAACGAGGGUGUCUUCCAGACUGCUCUCAAGACCAACCGUUCCGCGACUGCCAGCACCGUCCUCGGUGCUGUGCGUGCUCGUCACAACGACAUUCAGCAGAUUGAGCGUACUUUGAUCGAGUUGAACAAGCUCUUCGAGGAUCUCGCCGAGGCCGUUGUCAUCCAGGAACCCAUGAUCCAGCAAGCCGAGCAGCACACCGAGAACGUUAAGAAGGACACGGAGGCUGGCAACGUUCAGCUCGACAAGGGUAUCACACAUGCCCGCCGUGCUCGCCGCCUGAAAUGGUGGUGCCUGCUCAUUGUCCUCAUCAUUAUCAUCAUCGUUGGUCUGGCUGUUGGUCUUACCAUUGGCCUGAGGAACAAGAACAACAACGGUGCUUAG
Messenger RNA from Aureobasidium pullulans EXF-150, 822 nucleotides. Its product is annotated as t-SNARE. Gene Ontology annotation, biological process: intracellular protein transport; exocytosis; vesicle fusion. The coding region runs from base 1 to 822 and encodes 273 amino acids. NCBI's taxonomy places the organism in Eukaryota, Fungi, Ascomycota, Dothideomycetes, Dothideales, Saccotheciaceae. Gene Ontology annotation, cellular component: endomembrane system; plasma membrane; SNARE complex. The record is from RefSeq and is a predicted model, not a curated record. The transcript is spliced from 2 exons. Gene Ontology annotation, molecular function: SNARE binding; SNAP receptor activity.